GUGUAACGUUGUACUUGUGUCGUUCCUGGUUGUAUCAAUCUGUAGCUUAUUCACACCAUCAACCAUUCAUCAUAAUACUUGUUUCAUUCGAUUUACAAAUUGAUAUUUUCAAUUUGAAUGAAAAAAGGUUUUUUUUUUCAAUUUUUCCAACGAUUUACACAAUUUAGAAACAUUUAAUGCGAUACCACAAAAAAAGCACACAUCCAAUUUGAUAUGAACUUUUCUAAGGCGAGAGUAAAAAUAAGUUUAUUGGUGUCGAUUAGUUUCUUUUUUUCGUUAGUGUAAAGAAUUGUUUCCAGUUUUGUUUUUCGCUUUGAAUUGUAGUGCCUUUUGAGGAAGUAAUAGACAAUGACUUACCAAACCUUGAAUUAAAAUUGAAUCCGAAACAAAUAAGCGAAGCGUUGAAGUGAUUUCAAGUGAAUUUUGAUAAUGUGCACAUAAAUAUGAUCGAUAUUUUUCAAUUUACAUGAUAUUUGUGACCGAACAAAAGAAAAACGAAAUAAUAUUUUCGGGUGUCAUUGACUGAAAACAAACCGUUUCAUAAAGACAAAGAUCAAAAAAGAUUUUAAAUAUUUAGUUGGUUUUUCAAAGUAAUAUGAGUCUACCUAGUGGUGUUGAUAUGACGAAUCUAAUGUCGCAACAUCCAGUCUUGGGAGCUUUGCCACCGGCUUUCUUUCUACGUGCCGCAUCUGAACGCUAUCAACGCACACCAAAAUGUGCUCGAUGCCGAAAUCAUGGUGUUGUGAGUGCGUUAAAGGGUCACAAACGAUACUGUCGAUGGCGCGAUUGCGUUUGUGCUAAAUGUACACUAAUUGCUGAACGACAACGGGUUAUGGCCGCACAGGUGGCAUUGCGACGGCAACAGGCACAAGAAGAGAAUGAAGCGCGUGAAUUGGGUUUAUUGUAUUCAUCAGUGCCAGGCCAACCACAACAACAGCAACCAGCUAGAAAACAGCAAACAGAAAACAAUAUUCAACCACCGGGAAAUUAUCACACAGGCCUAUCCUCACCGCACAAUGAUCAUGAGAUGGGACAACGUGUUCACUUCAGUAGCAGUGAGUCAGAUGUCGAAUCUCAUCAUCAAAGGAUUAGAUCCGAUCGUACUGGAACUACUUAUUCACCGGAACGCAUCGAUAACGAAAGUCCGGGUACAAAACGUCAACGGAUAUCGACCGAAACGGAUCAUGAUACUGGUUCAGAAUCAUCGCCAAGCAGUCCACGUUUGAAAAAUACAUCGUUUAACAUGCCAAUAACCAGUUCACCGAAUCAAAAUGGUCGACCGAGCUCACCCGAGUCCGAUUUGGAUGUUGAUUCGGCACCCGACGAGGCAACACCGGAAAACUUGAGUUUGAAGAAAGACGAUUCAACGUCACCGCCAAAUACACCAAUCGAAAAUCCAAAUAUGAUGCGUCACAUCCAUAUGAAUGGAGGUCAAAAUGCCGGUUUCAUGCCAUAUCAUCAAGCGUCACAUCAAUUUAUGGGCGCAAUGACUACACAACGAUCACCGAUCGAUGUUUUAUUAAGAGUGUUUCCGAAUCGACGACGAAGUGAAGUUGAAACUUUAUUGCAAAAGUAUCGAGGCGAUGUAGUUCAAGCAAUGGAAGCAAUGUUAACCGGUGGUGAUGAUACAAUGCCAAUUACAGUACCGGCACCAUCACCAACAUUUUCCAUGAAAUCAGCCUUUUCACCUCUUGUUCCGCCCGGCGUAUUUAAUCCAGCGGCGGCCAAUCGAUAUGCACUGUUUCAACAGCAACACCAACAACAACACACAAAACGACAUUUAAAUUUGUUAUCGAUAGGUUUUUUGGCUGCACCAUACUCAGGUACUGGCUACUUAUCGACAAUUAUCCAAUCGGAAAAUGAUCAAAUGGAGGCCAAUGGUAAUGGUGAACGAUGCGGCAGUGCAGGCGAAUCACAAGAAUGAUACGAAAAAUUAUAGUGAUACAUACGUUAAACGUUUUAAUUGAUUGCACUGCACUGGAUUUGUUUGUACAACACCUCAACCAAUCGUACAACACCUCAACAAGGCACACACACAUGUGACAGAAAAAAUGAAUACUACAAUAUUUGAAAGAAAAUAAGUAUUGUAAUUUAAUUUGUUGUAAGUGAAGCAGAUAGCUGAAUUCAUUUCGUAAGCUGUACACCCAAAAACACAGUCUCAAAUUAAAUGAGCCAAAUCAAAUGCAAUGCUUAAUGUCCACAUCGAUGAUAUGUAUCAUUGGAAGAUGAAUAACAACAAAACACGUCAAAAUGAACAGUGGUUUUUCUUUUGAAAGAGUGAGCAAAAAAUUGAAUAACAUAAAAGUUAAGCGUCAAUGAUGUACAAUUUAUACACACAACAAACAUAUAUAUAUAUAUACCAAAUAUGUUAAGCAGUAUACUCAAUCUCUUUCUUGCUCUUCUCACAAUGUCGAAACGUAUAUAAUAAUAAACAAAUUAUAAGAAAGUUAUAUCGAUAUAAAAUUUUGAAAAUUAAUCUAAAAACACUAUUAUACUUUUUAAUGCCUCUCAUAUAAAAUGAAUAAAUUAGAGAGCUUUAUCAUUAAUGAUGUGAGGAUUAAUGUGAACGCAUUUAAAGUGAAUUUAAAAGAGAAAAAAAUUAUGUAAUUAUUUAAUUGUCUGUUCAACAUUCAUUUAUUCAGUGUAGCAAUGUACCAUACACAACUAUUCAGAUAAGUUUCAGUUCAGGCGACAAGCUCACGCAAAAAUGAAUUCACAAAGUUCAUACAAUAGAAAUACGAAUAAAUUUUUGUUUUGUUUUCUUUGUUCUGUCUGCAAAAGGAUAAACAACAAGAAAUGCAAACACAUAAACAUACUAAAAUAUACAAACCUAUAUUAUAUGAUAUGAAAUAUUUUAGUUGUAGCAAAUAAAAUAAAUGCAUACUUCAACGCUAAUGACAUCCAUAUGUA
Contarinia nasturtii (swede midge) is the source of this 2910-nucleotide messenger RNA. It is a transcript of the gene dmrt99B, whose product is annotated as doublesex- and mab-3-related transcription factor A2. Bases 596 to 1924 code for a protein of 442 amino acids. The record is from RefSeq and is a predicted model, not a curated record. Gene Ontology annotation, cellular component: nucleus. The transcript is spliced from 7 exons. Gene Ontology annotation, molecular function: protein binding; RNA polymerase II cis-regulatory region sequence-specific DNA binding; DNA-binding transcription factor activity, RNA polymerase II-specific. Lineage: Eukaryota; Metazoa; Arthropoda; Insecta; Diptera; Cecidomyiidae. Gene Ontology annotation, biological process: regulation of transcription by RNA polymerase II; sex differentiation.